This is a messenger RNA of Punica granatum (pomegranate), 1115 nucleotides long. NCBI's taxonomy places the organism in Eukaryota, Viridiplantae, Streptophyta, Magnoliopsida, Myrtales, Lythraceae. The record is from RefSeq and is a predicted model, not a curated record.
CACCCCUUAGCUCCCUACCAUUGCAGCAUUGAAGAAGAGCUCUUCUGUUUGGUUACAUUAAGGCACAGUUGAGGUUUGCCCAGAAGAGUGGAAGGAUGAAGGUGUUUGUGGCCAUCUGCUGCCUGCUCGCUCUGAGCUCGGCGGUUCCAGCAUUGUCCGCAAGCUUCGAAGAUGGCAAGAACUACUACGCUCCUCCUGACCCGAACGCCGGAACUCCACCUCCCGCCCCAGUUUAUAAUGGAAGCCCUCCCCAUGGUGGAGGCUCGCCACCCCACCACCACCGAACCCCGUCCCCGCCUGCAAACUGUGGGAAUCCGCCACCCUACCAUGUCCCGACUCCAUCGAGGCCCUCUACACCUCCUUCUGGUGGGGGCGGAGGCUCAUACACCCCACCAUAUUCUGGCGGAACUCCCCCAACACCUAUCUCUGUGACUCCGCCAACACCUAUCUCCGUGACUCCGCCAACACCUAUCUUUGGGACCCCACCUACCACCCCCAUCGGUCCUGGCACUCCCAGCACUCCCACAAUCCCCUCACCUCCCUUCGUUUUCGACCCGAACAAUCCUUUCCCUGGUACAUGCAACUUCUGGAGGACCCACCCCACGCUGAUCUGGGGCCUGGUGGGCUGGUUCGGAACAGUGGGCAACGCCUUUGGGGUCCCAAGCCUUCCCAGCUUCCCUUCUAACAACAACCUUCUCCAAGCACUCUCGAACACUCGAACUGAUGGAUUCGGGGCUCUUUACCGUGAAGGAACCGCUGCCUUGCUCAACUCCAUGGCAAGCACCAGGUUCCCCUUCACCACGACUCAAGUCAGGAACAACUUCAUCUCCGCUCUGGGCUCGAACAAGGCUGCACAGUCCCAGGCUCGGGUCUUCAGGCUAGCUAACGAGGGUCAUUACAAGCCCAGGGCCUGAAGACGUUAAGAAGUGAUGGCGAUCUGCCUGUCUUGUUAGCAAAAGGGAUUUUAAUUUUUAUCAUAUGUGCGUGUCAUUUCAUUUGUGUGUGUUUUUUAAUCUGUCAUUGCUAUGGUACUUGGAGGACAUUAAGAUGGAUACUUGUGGUGGAGAUUUGAAUGCUUAAUUGGCGAAUGCUUAAUCUCACUUUCUUUCAAGUUU